Molecule: messenger RNA, 3471 nt
Organism: Syngnathus typhle (broad-nosed pipefish)
Lineage: Eukaryota; Metazoa; Chordata; Actinopteri; Syngnathiformes; Syngnathidae
Gene: rbms1b
Product: RNA-binding motif, single-stranded-interacting protein 1
Exons: 12
Coding region: 240-1433 (397 amino acids)
Cellular component (GO): nucleus; cytosol; ribonucleoprotein complex
Molecular function (GO): poly(A) binding; mRNA 3'-UTR binding; poly(U) RNA binding
Source: RefSeq, a predicted model, not a curated record
GCUUCCCGCUGACUGCGAGUCAUGAAGCCCGUCAAACAUACGAGGCAGGGCCGCGCUCGAAGUUGGGACGGGGGCGUCUGUUGCCGGAGCAUCGACGAUAUCGAGGCUGCGUGACCACAGAUAUGCUCACAAUACCAUUUUUAUGCGCGUCGUCAGCCGAGUGAGCGGGAUUUAGUUAUUCGAGACGAGGGACUUAGUUAUUCAAGUAAAAGGCAACUCUCCCUUUGAUCAGACUGAGGAUGAUUUUUUCUAAUACUGGAAACCCACUAAGGACUCAGUUUCGCAAACAGUCACCAGUUAGCCUCCUCUCUCAUCCCAUGGCUCCACCCAGCCCAAGUAACAACAGCAGCACCACCAACAACAGCAGCAGUAGUAGCACUGCAGGCUGGGAUCAACUCAGCAAGACCAACCUCUACAUCCGAGGCUUGUCCCCAUCCAUGACGGACCAUGACCUGGUCAAACUCUGUCAGCCCUAUGGCAAAAUUGUCUCAACAAAGGCCAUCCUGGACAAGACGACCAACACGUGCAAAGGUUAUGGCUUUGUGGAUUUUGAUAGUCCCACUGCAGCUCAGAAAGCCGUGGCUGCCCUAAAGAGCAGUGGAGUUCAAGCUCAGAUGGCAAAGCAACAAGAACAAGACCCAACCAACUUGUAUAUCUCCAACCUGCCACUGUCGAUGGACGAGCAGGAGCUGGAGAACAUGCUGAAGCGCUUUGGCCAGGUCAUAUCAACACGCAUCUUGAGGGACUCGAGCGGAGCCAGCAGAGGAGUGGGCUUUGCCAGGAUGGAGUCGACCGAAAAAUGCAACGCCGUCAUUUCUCACUUCAACGGCAAAUACAUCAAGACGCCCGCCGGUGUACCGGCACCUGCUGAACCUUUGCUCUGCAAAUUUGCCGACGGUGGGCAGAAAAAGCGACAAAGCCAAAACAAGUUUGUGCACAAUGGUCGAGGUUGGCUCAGAGAUGGAAACACCAGACUGGCUGGUAUGACACUCACGUACAAUCCCAGCGCAGCCGCAAUGCAAAACGAAUUCUUCCCACCGGCGUACAGCAUUUCAAACAGGAUGAUUGCUCACAUGCCCUUGUCCACGUACAUGUCUCCGGUUUCAGCAUAUCAGGUGCAGAACCCGUCAUGGAUGCCUCAUCAGCCCUACAUCAUGCAGCACCCUGGUGCAGUCAUAUCGCCCUCUAUGGAGCCAUCACUGUCAUUGCAGCCUACGUCCCUGAUGACUCCCUUGGCACAGCAAAUGAGUCAUAUGUCUUUGGGCAAUGCAGGAGCGUUCUUGGGAGCCACCCCUCCCAUGCCCACUGCUUACAUCCCUCAGUACACGCACAUGCAGCCAGCAGCUGUUCCCGCAGAAGUAAGUGUAUCGCCGUCCAAAAGCGAACCUUUUUUUUGGGGCAAAAUAGUUCAUCUCGCCGGUGCUCUCUUUUAGGAAAACGGAGUGGCGCCUCAGGUGGACACACCCGGCAGCGCUCCGUCGUACGCCUACCAACAAGCCAAGUAGUGCGGACGAUUGGCCAGAGCAAUCAUACAAAAACGCUACAGAUCCUUCACUGCUUUGCACUGGUUUUGCAAUGUCGUGAAGCCAUUUUUACAAGAGUUCAAAAACUCCUACUACUAAAGAAGACGUUUUAAAAAGUUAUUUUUAUUUUUUAUUUUCGUACAAGAAAAGGUUUAUUUUUUACCAAAGAUUGCCAGCAAAUACAAGACAACAAAACUGCCUGGUGAUCAUUUUUUUUUGUCUUUUUCAGUUUGAUGGGUUUUUUUGCUUGCUGUGCGAGUGUUGCCAUGGCCAACCAAGUGUUUUGCGUUUUUUUUUUUUUUUUUUCUCCCACCGUGCUAUCGGAUGACGACACAGUUUGCCUUAACAGUUUUACUACAGUGAUUGUUUAGAUUGACACCCCCCCCCCAAAAAAAAAAAGAAGCGAAGGGAUGUUGCUUUGUAAAUGAGCUACGUGGUGUUUUUUUUUUGAGAAGAUGAUGUACUUAGUAUGUGCAGACGCCUGUUCAUUUUGAUGUGAUAUUUAUUUUGAAAGCAAUGCUUCAACGUGGUCUUGGAAAGAUCAUGUUUUGGAUUUGGUUUAAACUAGCUGACGUUAAGUUGGACCGGCAAGGAUUUUCUUUUUUAUGGUAACUUUGGGUUGCCAUUUACAUGAUAGUGUGUCUUUUUCAUUUUUAUUUAACAAGCCAAGAGGAACACGUGGAUUUAGAUUUGUGCACACACAACAAAGCCUCAACAUUGGACUUGGUGAGCGCUAACAGGAGAAAUGCACUGUACCUCAGUUUUUAAUCGGAAACGUACAGUCAGCACUUUGUUUUAUCACCAAAGAGGAGGAGUUUGUAGACUGAGGAAACAGAAUCUGUCUUUUACCGGAAAGGGGGUGACUCUCCGAUUAAGCUUGCAGUAAUGGACUGUGCCUUUCAACAUUUACACUCAGUUUGCUUUUAAUCCAACAAGUGCCACAGACUUAAAAAAUGCAAUAUUAGUUAAUGAGGAUAUAGUGUAAAAUAAAAAGAGUGGUAUGAUCUGACAGCACUACAAGUGGUGCGUUCUUUUGUUUUUAAAAAAAAUAACAUUCUUGAUCAAGGUGCCCUUCUGCUAUUCCAACAAGUGGUCAGUCAGACCAGAUAUCUACCUCAGUUUUUCCGUGUUCCUCAGUUCUAAACCGGGUUAGCAAGUCCACCCCACUUCCCAGACCAAACGCUAAGCUCAGGAGCUGGUCACAGUGUAGUUUGCUUUAGUUGUUUUUUUUUUUUUUAAAAGGAUUUUUCUUCCAAACAUCUUUGUACAUAGUGUCUCCAUUUUCAGGAAGGGUUCAACCGCAAGCUUCUUACUUUGGUAAACAACUGCUACUUUCAUCUCAGUGGUUCCAAGGACAAUAGGUUUGGUCACCCAGUCAUGGGUGGAGACAAACUCACAAGCAGCAGUUGUUGUUGUUGGGUGUCAAGUGGAACAGGCUAUGCUCAAGGUUUCUGCAUCACGCUCGAGACUCAGAACCGAGACUGUUUUGUGAGUUAAUGCUGCUAGUGGCAUCCGAACCAAGUGCCAUAGUAUCGGGGGCGCAAAAUGCAGAAAUGCAUCAAAAGAAAAACUGCUCAUAUAAGCAGCCAUCAUGUUGAACAGUCAUUAGGUUGUAUGAAAACAAAGUUCUAAUUUAUAAAGAUUUGUUUUGUACAGAAAGAUUGAGGAAGAGGUUUAUGAUGGGUUUUUUUUUCGUACCACACACUUGCCUGUGGUGAUUUGGUUGUACCGUUAAAAGGCGAUUGUCUGUUUGGUCGUGUUUGUUAAGGCCAAAUUUGUUUCCCUCUAGAUUUCUGCCUCAGGUUUUUUUUUUUUUUUUUUUUAAAUAAAGAAAACUGAUUUUUUUUUAAAAUGUGUAUUCUGGUGGAGUUUGUAAAUAAGAAAUUUAUUAAGUUAUUUAAUCACUGACCAAAUUGUGAAAUAAUUUAUUAAAAGCAUUUUAAUCAAG